GAAGACGUCACGAUGGCUACGACGCCGGCCCAGAACAAGAUGCCUUACGUACGCCUCGGUAACUCCGGCUUGAAGGUGUCUAAGAUUAUCCUCGGCUGCAUGCAGUACGGCCAUAAGCAGUGGCAAGAGUUCUGCCUCCCGCAAGAGGUCGCUAUUGAACACAUCAAGGCUGCAUAUGAGGCCGGUAUACAGACGUUCGAUACUUCGAACAACUAUUCGAAUGGUCUCUCAGAGAUUAUGCUAGGCAAUGCGAUCAAGGAGCUCCAGCUUCCGCGCGAGCGUAUUGUCAUCAUGACCAAGGUCUUUGCACCCGUGGCUAAGGAAUUCGGAAAGUCCCUCGUUGGCGUGAACGUUGGCGAUGAAUGUGUGAACCAGUGGGGUCUGAGCCGCAAGAAUAUUUUUGCAUCUGUUCAAGCAAGCCUGAAGCGCCUCCAGGUGGAUUACAUUGAUCUGUACCAAUGUCAUCGCUUUGACAAUGAUACCCCCAUCGAAGAGACGAUGCAAGCACUUCAUGACAUUGUCAAACUCGGCUGGGUGCGAUACAUCGGCAUGAGCUCCUGCCACGCGUACCAAUUCCACGCUAUGCAAAAUUAUGCCAUCGCGAACAAGCUCACACCGUUCAUCUCAAUGCAAAACCACUAUAAUACAAUUUACAGGGAAGAAGAACGUGAGAUGUUCCCGACUCUCAAGAUGUUCGGCGUUGGGUCUAUCCCCUGGGCCCCGCUUGCUCGCGGUUUGCUCGCGAGACCCCUAAGCGACUCAAGCACGGUUCGUGGUGAGGAUGCCUGGCUCAAGAGAUACUUCGAGGGUCCCGGAACGGAUGCUAUCAUCAAGCGCACGGAAGAAGUGGCCAAAAAGCGCGGCAUCACCAUGGCCCAGGUUUCAAUUGCCUGGAUGCUGUCCAAAGAGGGUGUCACCGCGCCCAUUGUCGGGCUGACCAAGGUAAAAUACCUGGACGAUUUCAUCGUCGGACUCGACGUGAAGCUCACGGAAGAAGAGAUCAAGUACAUCGAGGAAGAGUACAAGCCGCGCACAAUCUUUGGUCAUUGAUGAACAUAAACGUGUAUCGAGAAGCUUUACAUGCCUCCUACUUAUCUAACAAGCCGGUCUACAACUGCG
This is a messenger RNA of Coniophora puteana RWD-64-598 SS2, 1119 nucleotides long. RefSeq names its product aryl-alcohol dehydrogenase. The transcript has 15 exons. The record is from RefSeq and is a predicted model, not a curated record. Lineage: Eukaryota; Fungi; Basidiomycota; Agaricomycetes; Boletales; Coniophoraceae. The coding region runs from base 13 to 1050 and encodes 345 amino acids.